AUGUUCCCAGUGUUUCUCUUCUCAGUGGCACUUAUCGAACAGUGGAACAAAGUAAAUCUUGCUCUAACUUCCAAAGUUCUUUUGUUUAUGUAUGGACUAACUUUUUCUGAGUUACAAAUAGGUGAAGAUGAUUUGAUUCCUUCUGGCAUUUUAAAUGAUUACAUAGCCCAGAGCUGGUACCGGUUUUUGAAAAAUCCAGUGAGCCUUACUAAACCAAAGGUGAUUAGUCAAACUGAGAAAUUUCUCCAGUUCGCUAUAAGUACGGAUGGAGUAGCUGAUUCUUGUCAGCAUUCAUGCUUACAGAGUUUGCCGCUUAUUUUUUUGAAGGCAAUUAAGGGGAUAGCUGGACAAGUAGAUGCUUUUUUGGGUAUACCCAAAACAUCGUCCACUUCGAGCAUCUUUUCGCUCACAUCCUUUAGUUCCGAACCGAAGACUCCGUUGGCACCGGGGCGAGCCAAAUGCAACACUAUACUUCACCUUUUUAGGGAGUGGCUCUUCGAAGCGGCUUUCAUUGGUUCUGAACUAUCCCAAAAAAACACUGGAGAACCCAAACGUCUCAACUCGUUUAUCAUGGAUGUCACUAAAAAUUCUACGUCUGAAAUCGGUAUUCAACCACAUAAAAUGUCUGAAUCAGCCUAUGGAACUACUCCCAAUGUUCUUGACAGUCCAACUAUUGUUCUUAAGAAUUCUACUACUAAGGAAAAUAGUUAUGUUAAUGAAAGGGAUGCCAUAAUCAGCGAAAUACCUACAUCUGAACCCAAUUGUACGAGGAGGAUUUAA
Molecule: messenger RNA, 780 nt
Organism: Diabrotica balteata
Lineage: Eukaryota; Metazoa; Arthropoda; Insecta; Coleoptera; Chrysomelidae
Source: the annotation of a GenBank genome assembly